AUGCUAGAUGAGGAAUGGCCAAGUUGCAUAGCUGGUGAAGCUUUCCGAGAUGAUGUUUUCUGUUGGUUUUGGCAAGCAUGUUGUUUUCAUCAACUUGUUCUGAAGAGACCGAGACAUAUUGUCGUUCUGUUGAAUUUGAUUAUGAUGUGGAAGAGGAAAACACUAAAGAAAGCAGGACAACAAGUUUGGAUGAUUUUGUUUGAUUUUGAGUUUGUUUUAAUGUUAAGUGGUAAUGUAUUAUUGUGAUGAAUUAGUUUUUCAUAUUUUGUACUUUGGUGUUUUGGUUGGUUGGUUGUUUCUACAAUAUUAGACUAUUAGUAAUUUCUAUUUUGUUAAAUGAUUUAAGAACU
This is a messenger RNA of Lactuca virosa, 350 nucleotides long. Lineage: Eukaryota; Viridiplantae; Streptophyta; Magnoliopsida; Asterales; Asteraceae. The record is from the annotation of a GenBank genome assembly.